CUCCGAGAGCGCAGCUUCCUGUUGUCAGUCGCCGGGAAGCCGCUGGGUCGGGUCACAGGAUUAGGGUCUGCAACGGCCUGAAGUAGCGGCCCCCCUUCCUCGCUCCCUCUGGUGUCAUGUGAUUCUCUGAGGGAGCUGCUGCGUGAGUGGAAAUGCUCUCAGUGGUGGAAAAUGGACUGGACCCCCGGGCUGCCAUCCUGGUCAUCAAGAAGAAGUUAGUGGGAUCUGUGAAGGCGUUGCACAAGCAGUAUGUGUCCUCGGACACAGUGGUCACCAGUGAAGACGGAGAUGCCAACACCAUGUGCAGCGCCUUGGAGGCCGUAUUUAUCCAUGGCCUGCACGCCAAGCACAUCCGAGCCGAGUCUGGGGGGAAGAGGAAGAAAAGCGCCCCCCAGAAGGCUCUGCCGCAGCCUGUCUUCUGGCCCCUCCUGAAAGCUGUCACCCACAAACACAUCAUCUCGGAACUGGAGCACCUGACCUUCGUCAGCACGGAUGUGGGCCGCUGCCGGGCCUGGCUGCGGCUGGCCCUGAACGACGGCCUGAUGGAGUGCUACCUGAAACUGCUCCUCCAGGAGCAGGCCCGGCUGUGCGAGUACUAUCAGCCCGCAGCCCUGCUUCGGGAUGCCGAGGAGGGCGAGUUCCUCCUCAGCUUCCUGCAGGGACUGACAUCCUUGUCCUUCGAACUCUCCUACAAGUCCGCCAUCUUAAACGAGUGGACACUUACCCCACUGGCUCUCUCUGGGCUUUGCCCCCUCUCUGAGCUCAACCCCCUUACCACCUCUGGGAUGGAACUGCAGCGGAAGGAGUCUGUGGAUUCAGUUUCCCAUUCCUCAGGCUCAGAGGACAUCGAAGUCCAGCACUCAGGCCACAAGAUCCGACGGAACAAGAAGCUCACUGCCUCCUCCCUCAGCCUGGACACGGCCAGUUCAUCCCAGCUGUCCUGCAGCCUAAACUCUGACAGCUGCCAACUCCAGGAGAACGACUCCAAGAGUCCAGACCAUUCCGGGGAGCCCAUGUCCUACGACUCAGACCCGGGGGCAGCAAACGCCGAGGAUUCAGACUCAUCUCUGCAGGAGGUGUUGUCGGAAUUCAGCAAAGCCCAGGUGAACUCUGUGCCAACCAGCAGACUGAGCCGAGAAGCAGAGAUCCCCACCCUGCAGGCCUCACUCGCCUUCCACGGCCUCCACACUAGCUCACACCUGCACUUCGAUGUGCCUGCAGAGUCCCACCCCACCCAGGCGACCCUGGGGACUCAAGAUGGCGGCCACAAGCAGGAGGCAUCUUCCCAGGCACCUGGCACCCUGGGCUUGCAGCAGCUGGGCACCAUCCAAACUGUCCUUUUGGGGAGCACUUCCAGCCAGCAGCCUUCUAGUCUGAUGAGAGAGACGACCAGAGCAGUCAGCCAAGGGAGUGGCCAGCAGAAGCCCCCGAAGGAGGUUGGAGCUGGUCUGAGCCUUGUCGUGUCCUCACCCACCAGUCCGGAAAGCAAGAACUGGAUCUCGGAAGAUGACUUCUACCGGCCUCCCCAGGAUCGACUGGCAGAGAGUCCUUCAGAGAGCGGCACAGCUCCUUCCAGAGGGACCCCAGGCUCAAGGCCUUGUCUCCUCAGGCAGCUUUCUCAAGGACCAAGAAAAAGCUCCUCCAUGGGGGCCUUAGACACAGCUUGCAUGCCUUUCCCAGGAAGCAGGAAAAGCGAGGUGGCUGCGGUGCAGGAGGGCAAGAACUUCAGGGUGGUGCACCGCCGACAGAUGGGGCUCUCCAACCCCUUCCGCGGUCUCAUGAAGCUGGGCACGGUGGAGCGGCGUGGGGCAAUGGGCAUCUGGAAGGAGCUCUUCUGCGAGCUCUCCCCGCUGGAGUUCCGUCUCUACCUGCACGGAGAGGAGCGCAUGUGCGUGGAGAGCUGCUCCCUGCUGCGCUGCGAGUCUGUGGGGCCGGCCCACAGUGAUGGCCGCUUUGAGCUGGUCUUCUCUGGCAAGAAGCUCACUCUGCGGGCCUCCUCCCAGGAUGAGGCUGAGGACUGGCUGGACCGCGUGCAGGAGGCCCUGCAGAAGUGCCGGCCCCAGCAGGAGGAGGAGUGGGUCAACCUCCAGUACCCAGACCAGCCGGAGGAGCCCCCCGAGGCCGCCCAGGCUAGCUUCCCCACCCGCUUGGACCUGCUCACGGAGCCUGGACAUCUCCAGGGCACGCAGUUUGGUGGGUCCCCUGCCCAAGUUCCUGAGCCAGAUGCUAUUAAGGAAUCCCUUCUGUACCUGUACACAGACAGGACCUGGACACCCUAUAUUUUUUCUCUGUCCUUGGAGUCUCUGAAAUGUUUCCGCAUAAGAAACAAUGAGAAGAUGUUAAGUGACAGCCACGGAGUUGAGACCAUCCGUGAUGUCCUGCCAGACACCAGCCUUGGGGGCCCAUCCUUCUUCAAAAUCAUCACAGCCAAGGCUGUCCUGAAGCUGCAGGCUGGGAAUGCCGAGGAGGCCGCCCUGUGGAGGGAUCUGGUGCGCAAGGUCCUGGCAUCCUACUUGGAGACGGCCGAGGAGGCAGUGACACUCGGCGGGAGUCUGGAUGAAAACUGUCAAGAGGUGCUGAAGCUGGCCACACGGGAGAAUGGCUUCCUGCUGCAGUACCUGGUGGCCAUCCCCACGGAGAAAGGCCUCGACUCGCAGGGCUGCUUCUGUGCAGGCUGCUCCCGGCAGAUUGGCUUCUCAUUCGCACGACCCAAGCUCUGUGCCUUCUCUGGCCUCUAUUACUGUGACAUCUGCCACCAAGAUGAUGCCUCGGUGAUUCCAGCCAGGAUCAUCCACACCUGGGACCUCACCAAGCGCCCGAUCUGCCGGCAGGCCCUGAGGUUCCUGACACACAUCUGGGCCCAGCCCCUCAUCAACCUGCAGCUGGUGAACGCAUCUCUGUAUGAACAUGUGGAGCAGAUGCGCCUUAUUGGGAGGAGCCGGGAGCAGCUGAAGCUUCUGGGGGAUUACCUGGGCCUGUGCCGAAGUGGAGCCCUGAAGGAGCUAAGCAAGAGGCUCAACCACAGGAAUUAUCUCUUGGAGUCUCCCCACAAGUACAGUGUUGCUGACCUCCAGCAGAUCACAGAGGGGGUAUAUGAAGGCUUCCUCAAGGCCCUCAUUGAGUUCGCCUCCCAGCACGUCUACCACUGCGACCUGUGCACCCAGCGCGGCUUCAUCUGUCAGAUCUGCCAUCACCAUGACAUCAUCUUCCCCUUUGAGUUUGACACCACAGUCAGGUGUGAUGAAUGCAAGACCGUGUUCCACCAGAGCUGCCAGGCAGUGGUGAAGAAGGGCUGUCCCCGCUGUGCCCGCCGACGCAAGUACCAAGAGCAGAAUGCUCUCACCUAACCCAGUACCCUGUCCCCACGGAGACUGUGGGAUGGGGUUCAGCCCAGUCAUCCCAGCUGGGUUUGCCCUCAGCCCGGCUACUCCCGUUCCCACAAGAUAUCAUGGCUGUCUGCCUUGGCAAGAAGACUCUUGGAUGUGAUCAGAGCUCAAGCCUUCCAAGGAAGCCCAGGAAGCCCGUGAAGAUGUGCCCCAGUCCCCUCACCACCUAUCUGCCCUGGGAGGUUGUAGGCAACCCAAUGCCCCUGUCCCAGGUGGAGGAGGAGGGGAGCUUUGUGCUAACCAGCUCACCUCACUGAUGUUAUCUCCAUCAGGGCUGUUUAACACUGUGGUAAAAGACUUGGGGUGCAUUUUCAAUUACACAUUCCUGAUUUAAAGGUCUAGUUUUUUAAGGUGGGUUUUUUUCCCUUCCUAUUUCAACAGAAAAUAUUUUUUUAUUCCUGACCCUACAUAAGUCACCCAGGAAAUCCAGGCAUACUCAGCCUGAGCAAACGUGUGAGAGCAUUUGCCUACAGGCAGGCGGGUGGCUGGGCAGGCAGGCUGCCGCUGGGACAGAGCCUGUCAGCUAGACAGGAUGCCUUUCCUUCACCCGCGGUGGGUGCUGGCUGCCGCCUGAAGUGCAGUUUGCCGCACUGCCUAGGCCAGUGGGGUCACCUGAUAACCACCCUCUUUCUCUCCCUCUCCUCUUUCUCCCUGCUCCAUCCUGCUCCCCUGAAAAGCCCAUCACCUUUCUCUGAGACAGAACCCCUGGCUGUUCCAUAGCCUGGGCUCUUGGUCCCAGCAGGAGAAGGGGGAUGACUCAGCCGCACUGUUAGCACUUUGAGCCCUCCUUGGUCCAGGGAAGAGUCAGCAUCUUGCCCACCCCUCGGCCCCAUGCCCUUCUCCCUCCUCCCACAGACCAGAAGCCAGAUGGGCAGGGCGCUACUGCAGACACUCAAAGGGGACGCAGCCUACCCGACUGCCCCUUGCUAGGCCCACAGGGCAGUAAGCCAGGGCCAGGGGCCAGCCUCGGGCACCGUGACUGCCAGGCCCCACACUGUAGAGCACGUACCCCCUGCCCUUCCACAGAGUGCCAGCCCUGCUGCUGAGAUGGGCAGGGACAUGCAGAAGAAGCCACCCUUGUGGAAGGAUGCUCAGCCUCAGUUUACAAAGCCAUGAAUUCACAAAGCUUGCUGGACUGGCCCAGGAAGAGCACUGCCAGAGACUGGAAAUUUCACCUAAGCACGAUUGCCUUUUGAAAGGAUUUUUGGGGUGGGGGAGCUGUGAAUUGUUUUUAAAGUGAUGUUUAGACUCUAUAGUUUGGGGGGAAUCUGGAUGUUAUUUCCCUGCUGCCUUCUCCCACCUUUUCAGGACCCAGUAGGCCCCCUUCAGCCCUGAGGUCCUCGGCCAUCCUGUCUGUUCUCAGCGUGGACUGGGGGUAGAGAUUGCCUAUCAUUGUCAAGAGAUGAGCGUACUCCCACCUCUCCCUUGGGGUGACUUGGCUGCUGAGUCACCUGCCCAGCCCUGUGGAGCUGGAUAUAUUGUGCAAUAGAUAGAGGAGGUGGUAGGCAGGUGGGGGAGGGGGGCAGCUGCCACACAGCUUCUCUGUCCCCACCAUGGAAGAUGGUGCACACCUAUGCCCAGCACACCAAAACCUCCUAAACUGGGAAGUGGGUCCUUGUCCCCACCCUCCUCCCCCAUAGCCGGCAUUAAUGCUCUACCACACACAGCCUGAUCAGAGCUGGAACUGCCCCAGGUCCCUAAAUUGGCAGGCUCUGGCAGUGGGCAGUGGCACCUGAGCCCAACCCUGUUUCCUUGGGCCUGUGGGCAUAUUCUGUAUUCCAGAAGAUGCCCUAGGAGGCAGCAGGAGUGAAGCUCUGCAGGAGCUCACUUUGGUUGGGGGGCCUACCCCACCUCACCCCCUGCCCUCCAGGGGAUCAGUAGCAUUAGAGGUGACCCUCUCUGCAUUACCAAGAUGCUGCUAAUACUUAAAGAUGAGUUGGCUUUUACCCCCUCACGUCCAACGGAAAGUGAGGUUGAACCUCAGUAAUGCCCACACUAUUUUUUAAAUGUCUUAUGCAAUAAACUGUUUCUAGUGAGGGGCCCCUGCUCUAGGAAGUGCUUUAUGGCAUCUUGAAGGAAUUGCUGUCAUGUGAUUUUUGAAUGACUUUGCAGUAAAGACCUGAUCUUUCUAA
Messenger RNA from Manis javanica (Malayan pangolin), 5518 nucleotides. RefSeq names its product pleckstrin homology and RUN domain containing M1 (gene PLEKHM1). Lineage: Eukaryota; Metazoa; Chordata; Mammalia; Pholidota; Manidae. The record is from RefSeq and is a predicted model, not a curated record.